Messenger RNA from Silurus meridionalis, 3679 nucleotides. RefSeq names its product glycerophosphodiester phosphodiesterase domain containing 1 (gene gdpd1). NCBI's taxonomy places the organism in Eukaryota, Metazoa, Chordata, Actinopteri, Siluriformes, Siluridae. The record is from RefSeq and is a predicted model, not a curated record. The transcript has 10 exons. Gene Ontology annotation, molecular function: phosphatidylcholine lysophospholipase A1 activity; phosphoric diester hydrolase activity. Gene Ontology annotation, cellular component: endoplasmic reticulum membrane. Bases 350 to 1309 code for a protein of 319 amino acids. Gene Ontology annotation, biological process: N-acylethanolamine metabolic process; glycerophospholipid catabolic process.
GACAACCAAUGAGAACGCGCGUAGACGAAAACACAGCGUGGAGACCAGACAGAACCUGGGGAUUUAUUGAAAACAUGACAGCGGUUUGAUUUGUGUGCUGUAAAUAAGGAAGAACUGAAUGGAUUUAUGAGAGUGAUGGUAGAAAGGAAAGAAAGGGGAUUAGGGGAUUGUUGUGCACUUUAUCCCGGCUGUAUGUGCUCGAGGUGAAGGGGCGGUGUGAGCAGUUUACCGGCCGGUAUUUAGCCUUUGAGCUAGCAAGAAGCCAGAAGUUGUUGACUAAGCGAAUCUCUCGAGCGGUGUUUUAUUUUUUUAUAUCGAGUUUGUUUUUGUAAUUUUAAGUGAUAUAAUUAUGAGUGCCGUGGUGUAUGUUUUAUCCACGGUUACUGGCUAUGUCCUAACAUCUGCCUUGUUACUGAAAUGUCCUUCGUUGCUGCAUCGCAGGAAGCGCGAGACGUUCCGCAGCCGCCACAUCUCACACCGGGGCGGUGCAGGUGAGAACCUGGAGAACACCAUGGCAGCAUUCAGGCAUGCUGUAAAGCUUGGCACGGACAUGCUGGAGCUGGACUGUCAUUUGACCAAAGAUGAGCAGGUGGUGGUGUUGCAUGACUCCAACCUGAAGAGGUCAACUGGCGUUAGCGCCAACAUUUCAGAUGUUUCAUACGCCGAUCUUCCACCCUACUUGUGUAAGCUUGGUGUGACUUUCAAGCGAGAGUGCUUUGUUGAAGGAGGAGACGAUAAAAACAUCCCUCUGCUGAGAGACGUAUUCGAGGCUUUCCCACAGACCCCCAUUAACAUCGACAUCAAAGUCAACAAUGACACACUCAUCAGGAAGGUCUCUGAGCUGGUCGUUAAAUAUGAUCGGGAGCAGCUGACUGUAUGGGGUAACUCUCGUGGUGAGAUAGUUAAGAAAUGCCACAAAGAGAACCCCCGGAUCCCACUGCUGUUCAGUUUACCCAGAGUGCUGCUCCUCGUGGGGCUUUUCUACACUGGCCUCCUGCCGUUUGUUCCCAUAAAGGAGCAGUUCUUGGAGAUCCCCAUGCCUUCUAUUACUCUCAAACUUCGAGACCCCAAGAAGAUGACACGGAGUGAACGCUUCAUCACUUGGGUGGCAGACACCCUCCUUAUGAGAAAAACUCUGUUUGACCAUCUAACAGCUCGGGGAAUACAGGUAUAUGUAUGGGUGUUGAAUGACGAGGAAGACUUUAAACGCGCAUUUGAUCUCGGGGCCACCGGUGUGAUGACCGACUACCCCACCAAGCUCAAAGAGUUCAUGGAGAACAGCAUCCCUUCUACAUCCCUUCUCGAAUGACUUGUGCAGGGAGAAGCAGCUAUUUAUUUUUCCACCUUUCCGUGUGGCUUGGAAUAUCCUGCACUCAUGUUUUUACACAACAGCAUCUGCUUGUGUAACAGAAGAUAGUAGUGUGCUGACCACUUUUGAACCAAAAGUGAUAGUUAUAUAAUAAUAUCGAAUCGUUAUAAGGCCAUAAUAGAUAUCUUUCGUUUAAACAGUAGCACAAAUGCCAUCCAUAGCACAAAUGUAGAGUCAGGUUUAUAGCUGUUUAUUACCGUGGCUUUGUUUACACAGGUGGUACUAUUUCCGUAACACACUUCGAAAUAUAACGAAAUCCAGAGAAUAUUUAUUAGUCCAUCAUCCUUAAUGUAUAAUUCAAAAGAACACUGUUUAAAUUACCAAAUCUGUUUAUCGCUACACUACUCCCUUUUGUGCUGCAAGUGGCCAAAGUGAUACUGAUACACUCUUAAAGGGAAAUCAGGGGGAGGUAAAACCAGUAUUAUAAAUACAGGGCAGUUCUGGCAUAUGGGUAACACAGGAGUAAAGCAGCCUUUCAUAGCCAGUAUCAAAUGCAGCCAUUAAAACACUACACUUCUUAGCAGCAAAUAACCACUAUAAGUAAACCUGCCUCUUAUGUUUACAAAAAAAAAUGCUUUAGUCCACGAGCACGUCUUAUCAGGAAUCAGUGACUGAACAAAUUAUGUUAUGUAAGAUUAUUUUAAGUAAUACUAUUUCUUUUACAGUUCCUCAUUAUGUUUAGCUCGUGAAAUGGUUUAAUAUAGUAUAUAUAUAUAUAUAUAUAUAUAUAUAUAUAUAUAUAUAUAUAUAUAUAUAUAUAUAUAUCUCAUGAAAGUGCAGUGAUAUGACCAAGCACCUCACUGCCUAUUCUAUUUGUUCUGAUCACAUGUACUAGAGGAAAACUCCAGCAUUCGUUAACCCAAUCUCUAUUCGCUGUAUAUGCGAGUGAGUAGAGUCGCCAUAGACAACGAUUCAGUGGGCAAAUACUAAUUUAAUCACUUGGUGCAUUUUUCAUACCGUAACUUGAGUUCUUCAAUUCGAUUUCAAACAUUUCAAAUAAGAUUAUUUGUGAUUUAGACAUCAAUAUAUGCCUCAGAUAAUCAAGCGUAAAUGGACAUUAGGUUGAAAAACAGCUGGGACAUUCCUUUUAAUAGACAUACAGUAUGAGACGCUAUUGGGCAUUUUAUGUGUUAACUCAUAGCCUGGGUUAAUGUUUAAAUAAUGUUCCUAGAUAAUAGUCCAGUGUCUCUUACACAUAUGAGAAGCCAUAUAAAUCCAUUACAGGAUUGUAUAAUGUGAAAUGAGUGUUGCUCUCAAGUCACGGUUUGUGCUCUGUGUUUCAGGAGUGUAUUUUCCUACAAUCAUCCUAAAUCUAUACUAUGAGAGAGCAGCUUUUCAAUGAACCCCUUUUUUUGUGUGAGUUAUAAGCAUUCUUUGGCCGAGAUCGCUUGGGAUACAGGAAUUAUAAAGGCAGAUUGGACUGAAGGCGUAUACAGUAGGAGAAGCUACAAGUAGAUGGCAUUAUAGUACACUGCAGUCUUGCAUGAUGCAUUAAUAAUUCACUCUGUUCAAUUAAAGAAAAUGAUCAGCAGCUACACAUUCCAAAUUGAAUGUGUUUUCAGUUUAAAGCCAUAUUAAAUAAAUGUCAGUGCAAUCUUAAACUUUAUAUCAUAUAUAUGUGCGUGUGUUACAUGCCAGGAAAAGGGGCAUCAGCAAGAAAUGUAGGUAUAAUUGUUAGGCAAGUGUCUAUUAUUAUAUAACAAUUCUAUACAAAUAUUAUUUAAAAUCUUUUAAAUAAAGAAGCAAACAAUGAGCUCAAUGCUGGUUAUAUUUUAAACAGUAUAUUUACUUUGUUUAUUUUGUUUGUGGACCUGCUGUUUCUUUUAUACAUUAAUUGUUUGUGUAUAUAUUGUAAUUAUUUAACAAUGAAUAUAUUCAUGGGUCUAUUGAAGAAUAUACUGCCUUUAUUGUGGUCUUUUAUUUUUGUCAUUAUAGAUCAGUAGUGAUUUGGAAAUCUUUUAUCAAUGAUAUUUUGAGUGAAGCCAGUUAUAUUGCACAGCAUCCUUGAGAUCUUGUGAUGAAAAUGUGAUGGUUCAUUUUGUGAUGAAAUUCGUCUUGUAUAUGGCGCCACCUAUGGGAUAGAGCAAGAAUCGGGGUUUUUUUUGUUUGUUUUUAAAGGUAACUUUUGACUGCAGGGUAAUUUAAGUUAUAAAUAUAGCAAUUAAGUAGGUCUUACUUUCCAAUCAUUCAGUCUGUGUUGUGUUGUAUUGUUUUAUCCUUGUAGGCAAAUUGUUUGGUGAGAUUCAUCUCUAGCUGUAUACACACCACAAUCUUCAACGUCAUCAGCAAAUAAAAAAGAUUCAAAUCUUA